UGUGAAUCCAUCGCUGGCUGUCGGCUUCAUCCUCCGACUGUUUAACCGCUCUUUAAUAUCGCGAGACGUUGAUUUUCAGACGCUGCUUUAGAAGCUAAGUUAGCGUGCUAACGGCUAGCCAGCUGUUAGCUGUGUAGCAGUUGCAGUGAUCGAGCUGAUGGAGCAGAAGUUGUUUUAACGAUGUUUCGCCUCAUUUAACGCGCAGAAAAACACCAACACGUCCGGUUUGAUGUUGUCGCUGAUUUAUUAACGUGUGUCUCGAGGCGUCGCAGCUUGUUUAAGAGUUUUAUUCUUGUGUUGUCUCAAAGUUUGAUGCACCUGUUGCGAGUUGAACCUGCUGCUGGGACAGAUUUACUGUUUAAGAUAUCAGAUUAUUAUCAACAUCGAGGCGAGCAGAUAUAUUUAUUGAUUAGUUUCCACUCAAAGUUUCACCCCCUCCCCUCUCGAGCUGUUUGAGUUUCACUUCCUGGUUUCUCAGAUUGAUCCAGAGCGACAGAGGAAGCGUGAGGGACGACGAUGUUUGAAAAUGUCCCAACAGUGUCCGCAGUGGAGCGCCAGCAGGUACUGGGAGCUCUGGAGCGUCUGCAGGCCAAACUGGUGCAGAGGGAGGAGUGGACACACAGUGAAACCAUGGGCAACCUGAGGGAGACCCUGCAGAGUCCGCUCUUCAGCCACAUCCUGACCCUGCAGCACUCCAUCAAGCAGCUGCGAAACCAGCUGAGCAGUAUGCCUCCUGAUGCCUGCAGUGAGUUCAGUUUCUCCAGAAAGGGUCAGCUGAUCAUGAGCGCCGUUAAUCCAGCCAGCAGCUCGGCUCCGCCCACCCUGUCCGCCUCCUCCUCCCUCCUUACCAAUGGCUCAUCUCAUCCCGUCCAUCAGACUCCACCCUCGCCUGACCUCCUCCUGCAGAAAUGGAUCCUCGCCGCUGCCAAGGGCCGUCAGACGGAGCUGUGCCAGCUGACUCGGCCUCUGUCUGGAGGUCUGGGCUUCAGUGUGGUCGGUCUGAAUCCAGCAGGAAGCAGCAGUCAGGGCGUCUUCGUCAAGCACAUCCAGCCUGGAGGCAUCGCACACAGGGACGGGCGUCUCCAGGAGAGGGACCAGAUCCUGGUGAUAAAUGGCUGCCCUCUGGAGCCGGGGAUCAGUCAGCAGCAGGCCCUGACCCUCCUGCAGCAGCCUGGAGAGACGGUGGAGCUGGUGGUGGCCAGGGACCGCCCACUCAGUGCAUCACCAUCAUCAUCAUCACAACCUGCCACCAGCGCCUUCAGCACGGAUCAGUGGGGUCACGUGGAGGAGAUCGAGCUGGUGAACGACGGAUCUGGUUUGGGCUUCGGCAUCGUGGGAGGGAGGACGUCCGGCGUGGUGGUCAGGACGCUCCUCCCAAACAGUGUGGCUGACAAGGACGGGCGUCUUCACACAGGCGACCACAUCCUUCGCAUCGGGGCGACGCCCACCAGUGGCCUCACCAGCGACCAGGUUGUCAAGGUGCUGCAGGGAUGUGGGAGUCAGGUGACCUUGCUGAUCGCCAGGGAUCCCCGGGGUCAGAGGUCAACAGCCCCGCCUCCCCCACCACCUCCUGACUCGGCCCCCAUCUCCUCCUUACCCCCCCGCCCCCCUCAGCGCCGGCUCAGCAAGACGCCCAACCUUGAGGGAUACGAGAUCCAUGAGGUUCCUCUAACCAAGAAGGACGGCCAGAGCCUCGGCAUCUCCAUCAUCGGCUACAACCCGCUGACCAGCCAAGAUGCAGUAGGUGUGUUUGUGAAACACGUGGUUCCAGGCAGCGCUGCAGAUCAAAGCGGAAACAUCCGAAUACACGACAGACUGAUCGCUUUGGACGGCAUCAGUCUCCACGGUCUGACCAAUCACGAAGUUCUGGAGGUGAUGAAGCAGACAGAUCAGACUGUCGUCCUCACUGUGGUCAGGAAGAAACCGAGAGCCCUUGAGAGAUCCUUGGAUAAAGUGGAGAGGGAGUCGUCUCGUGUGUCACUAAGGAGGUCGUUGGAGGUCAAAGCUCGCUCGUCUGGGCUUGGCUUUAUGGCGCCAAAGCUCGAACCAGCGUAUUCAAACGCAGUACAGCUAACAAGGGCUACAGAUGCAGAAUUGUGGGCUAAAUGGGAGCAGGCUCUGGGACCAAAGUACCAAGUUCUGGUGGUGAAGUUAGAUCCUGUCAUUGAAGACGAUGCAGAGCUGCAGAAAUCCUCCAAGCUGCUGCCUGUCCACACUCUGCGCCUUGGUGUGGAGCUGGACUCAUUUGAUGGACACCACUACAUCUCCUCUGUGGUCCCUGGAGGCCCCGUGGACAAACAUGGAGUCUUGAGACCAGAGGACGAGCUCCUGGAGGUGAAUGAUGUUCAGCUGUAUGGUAAGUCUCGUCGGGAGGUCGUGUCGUUCCUCAAAGAGGUGCCUCCUCCAUUCACUCUGGUCUGCUGCCGACACCCAACCUCUGACAUGGAACCAGAAUCUGAAUCUGAAUCUGAACCAGCACUACGAUCUGAACCAGCACUACGAUCUGAACCAGUACUCCGACCAGGACCUGGACCACUAAGACAAUCACAACCCAGUGUGGAGGAGAUUGAGCUGAAGCUGUCGUCGAUGUUGUGCAGUCAGACAGAACUGAGAGAGAGUGUUACUGAACAGCAGCAGGCAGUCAGACAGGAGCAGCAGGUAUCUCCUGUAGAGGAGGUGCUGACGGAGCAGACAACUUCACACAGCCAGGUGGAGGAGGAGGAGGAAGAGGAGGAGGAGGAGCAGGAUGAAGAUGAAGGGGAGCUGGCUCAGUGGUCUCCAGAUGUUCAGGUGUUGGAGCUUCAGAAGGAGAGAGACAAAGGCCUUGGAUUCAGCAUCCUCGAUUACCAGGACCCUCUGGAUCCCGGUCGCUGCGUGAUGGUGAUCCGUUCUCUGGUUCCCGGCGGUUCAGCAGAGCGUCACGGUGGUUUGCUUCCCGGAGACCAGCUGGUGUCAGUCAACCAGACCCAGUUGGACCUGCUCACGCUGGGCCAGGCCGUGGAGGUCCUGAAGUCUGCCCCACCCGGCACAGUCCACCUGGGCAUCCGCAAGCCUCUGGUGGUGGUGGAGGGAGUCGAGAGGAGCAGCCAGGUGUGUCUCAACAACACAGAGCUACCUGUAGCAAAGGGUUUCUGUGACAGCUCCGUCCUGCCUGAACACUUCCGUCAAGAAGAGGAGGAGGAAGAGGAGGAGCCAGAGCUGAUCCUGGAUGGAGGUCUACCUCGAUAUACCUCCUCCUCUCUGACCUCUGACCUCCUGCCUGUGGAGGAGGGCAGGGAGAUGGCCGUGGACGAGGAGCUGGAGGUGGAGGAAGAGAAGGCAGAGGAGGAGGAGGAGGAGGAGGAGGAGGUGAAGAUGCCAGAGAAAGUGGAGGAGGGUGUGGGCUCCCUCCCCAGGAGACCUCCCCCGUCGUGGGAGGAGUGGAAGCUCAGCUCCAUGGGCCGGACCAGAGGAGCAGAGGAGACUCAGAGCAGAGAGAAGCAGGAGGAGCUCAGAGGGAGAGAAGAGAAGGAGGAGGACGACGACCUGCAGAGAUCAGACCGUGAAAGUAUCGUGUCUUUAGGAAACCUGAUUCUGGGUAUUCCAGACUCCAGAGACAGUGAAGCUGACUCCGAGCUCACUCUGACAGACACCGACACAGAGUCUGUCAGGAUGAUUGACACAGCGAGACGUAAGAGGCGGAGCCAGGGAGGAGCAUGUCUACCAAUCAGAGGAGGCCACAGUGAUCUUCCUGAAAGAGAGGACGGGGAGGGAGAGGAAACUCCUGCCUUCAGUCACUGGGGACCCCCCCGCAGGGUGGAGGUGUGGCCUGAGGAGGGCCAGUCAUUGGGUCUGAGCAUCGUGGGAGGUCAUCACGUCAUCAAGCGUCUGAGGAACGGAGAGGAACUGAAGGGAAUCUUCAUCAAACAGGUUCUACAGAACAGUCCUGCCGCCAAAACACAGUGUCUGAAGACUGGAGACAAGAUCCUGGAGGUGUCAGGUGUUGACCUACGAGCAGCCAGUCACGAAGAGGCCGUCAAUGCCAUCAAAUCAGCUCCGAGCCCCGUCGUCUUCAUCGUCCAGAGCCUGUCAGCUACUCCACGGCCUGUGUCUCUAACAGCUCCCAGCUACAAUAAACACAACGCAGCGAGGACUGAGUCUCCGAAACCAGCUGCAGCCCCGCCCCCUAUGAGGCAGCCCCCGCCCUACAGACCUCCCAACCAAUCAGAGCAGGAGCUGAACUCGGACCUGGAGCAGGCCAAAGAGCGGUGGUGUGAGCGUUAUGGAGACCUGCGGGGGGAGCUGCUGUGCGUGGAGCUGGAGAAGGAGCGGCAGGGUUUGGGUCUCAGCCUGGCGGGAAACAGGGAUCGUUCCCGCCUCAGCAUCUUUGUGGUGGGACUCCAUCCAGGCGGGGCAGCUGCUCGAGACGGACGCAUCCAGGUUGGAGAUGAGCUGUUGGAGAUUAAUAACCAGAUCCUUUAUGGGCGGAGUCACCAGAACGCCUCAGCCAUCAUUAAGAGCGCCGCCUCCAAGGUGAAACUCAUCCUGCUCAGAAAUGAGGAUGCUAUAAACCAGUUGGCCGUCCCCCCCUUCUCGUCUCCCCCUCCUCCCCCUGUCCUCAGCCCUGUCAGCCCCGAGUCUGUCUGUCCAGCUUCUCUCAGUGUCUCUGCUCCCACAGAUGGACCCCGCCCCCCCAACAACCUGACACUUCACCCGUCAUCAGAUGCACCGGACGAGACAAGCGAUGAAGCUGAGCAGAACAACAGGAACAGAAGCAGCAACAGUAACAGCGCCACCAAGAGUCUGAGGGAGAGCGACGCCUCCAAGAAGAGGCUGAAGGUUGCAGAGUCUCCAGAAAAUGAGCUUCAGGCUCCGAAGGCGUCUCUGGAGCAGCAGUCCUGCAUGUCCUCCAGCAGCUCCAGUAAACAGACGGCAGCAUCUCCUCCUCUGAUCAGCCCCGACCUACAGACCGCCAACAGAGACCCAUCAUGCUGUGCGGUGGUUCCUGGUCAGGAGAUGCUGCUGGAGAUCUGUAAAGGUCGAUCGGGACUCGGACUCAGUAUAGUGGGAGGAAGAGACACACAGCUGGACGCCAUCGUGAUCCAUGAGGUUUAUGAAGAAGGAGCUGCAGCCAGAGACGGACGCCUGUGGGCCGGAGACCAGAUACUUGAGGUGAACGGAGUGGACCUCCGCGGGGCGUCACACGAGGAAGCCAUCGCUGCCCUGCGUCAGACGCCGGCGAAGGUUCGUCUGAUGGUGCUGAGGGACGAGGCUCAGUACAGAGACGAAGAGAACCUGGACGUCUUUAAGGUGGAACUGCAGAAGAGGAGCGGCAGAGGGCUGGGACUCAGCAUCGUCGGGAAGAGGAGUGGCAGUGGUGUAUUUAUCUCUGAGGUGGUCAGAGGGGGCGCCGCUGAGCUGGACGGUCGUCUGAUGCAGGGAGAUCAGAUCCUGUCUGUCAACGGAGAAGACACGAGACACGCCUCCCAGGAAACCGUUGCCGCCAUACUGAAGUGUGCUCGGGGUCCAGUCCUGUUGGAACUCGGACGACUCAAACCUGCAUCCUGGAUCUCAUCCAGACGCAACUCACAAGGAAGCCAGAUGAGUCAUGUGAGCGGGAACAGCUCAGGUGUUGUGGCUCCGCCCCUCAAACACACCUCAACAUCAUGUGACGUCGUGACCUCAGACCUCCCGACCUCCACCAGCCCCGCGCCCCUCAACAACAACAACACCAAGUCCAGCAGUGACAUCACUUCCUCCUCUAACAGCACAGGUGUCGAUGCUGGCAUCCGUACAGUGGAGAUCAUGAGGGGUGUCAGUGACUCCCUUGGGGUGAGUAUAGCUGGAGGGAAGGGCAGCCCACUGGGUGACAUCCCCAUCUUCAUCGCCAUGAUUCAGGCCAAUGGAGUCGCUGCCAAGACGCACCGUCUCAAGGUGGGCGACAGGAUCGUCAGUAUUAACAGUCAGUCUGUGGACGGUCUGUCACACAGCGAGGUCGUCACCAUGCUGAAGAACAGCUAUGGAAACAUCAGCCUGCAGGUGGUAGCGGACACCAACAUCAGUGCCAUCGCCACUCAGGUGGAGAGUUUGUCCAGCAGCUCCAGUCUGUCAGCCAACACUGACACACACACAGUGGAGCCAGAGGGCCCGCAGCCCCGCAGCAUCAGUCUGGAGAAAGGCUCCGAGGGACUUGGCUUCAGCAUCGUGGGAGGAUUCGGCAGUCCACAUGGAGACCUGCCCAUCUACGUCAAGACCGUCUUCAGCAAGGGUGCGGCGGCGGUGGACGGGCGUCUGAAGCGAGGCGACCAGAUCCUGUCAGUGAACGGAGAGAGUCUGCAGGGAGCGACGCACGAGCAGGCAGUCGCCAUCCUGAAGAAACAGAGAGGAACCGUCACACUGGACGUCCUGUCAUAACAUACACAUACCUGCAUGCACACACACACACACACACACACACACACACACACACACAUGAACUGACGCUCCUGUGAUUUCACGCACUUUGACUCUUGGACUACAAAUCAUCGUGAACUUCCCAACAUGCAAAAAAAAAAAAGAAAGAAAAAGAAACAGCAUCAGACGGUGCGUGCGCGCGCACACACACACACACACACACACACACACACACUUCCUGUGGGGUGAAACCAGUACAGUGAAACUCUUCGCAGCAUGGCCACUUAAUAUCCGAAGCAGAGUUUCUCAACCCGGGGGGGCGGGGCCUCAGGUGAGCUCACCUGAUACGUAGCUGUGGUCGUGAUAAAAUCUGAGGAUGAUGAUUAAGGAUGAAGAUCUUGACUGCUCAGCUGAUUGUGGUAUCUCAACAACUACUGGACGUGCUGCAGGAAUGAGUCAGAAUUUUAGCACUUCCUGUUCCCUCGUCGCAACAUCAGUGGGUUUUUUGAGAUUGUGUUUUUGGCUGGAUGUCUGAAAUAAGGUCUGUGGUUAACACGAGCUGAAGAGACGUUUAAUUCUAUGACAUAAAAUACAUCAGUAACACCCCACUCAGUAAUUUAGAAGCUUUUAUGUGUCUCAAAAAAGGCGAUAGCUAACAAGUGGCUAAACAAGUCUAUAAAACGUCGUCAUGUCGAGCGCAGCUUUACAGCCUCGUUGUGGAGGCAGCGUUUUAGUCAUGUGACCCUGGUGUAGCUCGCUUGUACCCAAACGUUUGAUUUUUAUUUCAGGUUAUGGUGUUUGUUAGUGGAGAUCAUCACACUGAACAAAACCUGUAUCAUAAACGUUUGUUUGUCACAGAGCUUUUUUUCUGCAAAAAUCCAAAAUCUAAUGGAAAAAUCCCGUUGACAUUUUGACGAGGGUACCAGGGCGUCGCUAACUUCCACAUCAGCCAAUAAAAAAACACAUCAUCCCUGCUGCAGCUCAUAUUUUUGCUCCCCAGAUGAUGGUUUUUAAAUAUUUUGAAAAGCCCUGUGACUUUUCCCUGUACACAAGACACAAAUCCAAUGUGCAUAUUGUGGUAAAAUUUCCUCCGGACAUUCGUCUUCUUUGUCUCUUUUUGUGUCGUCACAGUUCUGAAGUAUUUUCAGAAUAUUCUGUUUUUAGUGAAGAAUUGCAGCACAAUGGGAGGAACCUCCCUGUCUGUCUCUACUCUCUCCCCGUGUCUUAUAUUUGGCUUCACGGCUGAUGGGGCUGAGCUGUCAUCCCCUUCUGUCUGUGAGCGGUCCACAUCCCCUUCAUCAUCGUCAUCAUCAUCACCAUCCACCUGAGUAUUACUAUCUGACCUGUCUCAGUUAUGUAAUGAUACUGUGCGCCCUGUUUCUGUCUUGGAUGGAUGAAUGUGUUCCACAGGUAACGCAGUGUUUCCUUCUCUGCUUCUUGGCUUAGGUUUACUCUCUAAAGGCUUUGACAGAUGUGAAAUUAGAAUUAACGCGCUGUAUUUGUAUGCCUUCGCACACCAGUAAAGUUUGACCUCUGAUCUUCGAAAUCCAGUCAGUUCGUUGUUUUGUCCAAGUGAACAUUUGUGCCAAAUUUGAAGAAGUUCCCACACGGUGUUCUUAAGAUAUCGCAUUUAUGAGAAUGAGACAGACAAGGUACACAGUGACCUUGACCUUUGACCUGUGACCUCCAAAAUGAAUCAGUUAAUCGUUGAGUCCAAGUGGACGUUGGAGCCAAAUAUCCAAAAACUCCUUCAAGGUGUUUUUCACAUUCCAUGUUCACAAGAAUCAAACAGAUGCAAGGUCACAGUGACCUCUGACCAUUAAAGUCUGAUCAGUUCAUCGUUCAGUCCAAGUGGACAUUUGUGCCAAAUCUGAAGAAAGUCCCUUGAGGCAUUUUUGAGAUAUCGUGUUCAUAAGGAUGGGAUGAACAGAUGUACAGUUGUUCAUAUGUAGGUACGUACGGACGUGCAGACAACCCAAAAACAUAAUGCUUCCGACCACAGCUGUCACCAGCAUAAAAAUGCAGAUUCUUUUUUAAAUUUUUCGGAGUCAGUGUGCAAAUGUGAUUGGCAUAACGUGAGGUCGUAUUUAUUUUUAAACGUGAAAAUUAUGGAUGAAAUAAAAGGUGUGCUGUGGCCUGAACAGUAGGAAUAAAGCUAAUUUUCAAUUCAUGUCUUCACCCCAAUUUUUGCUGCCUGGAACCAAUUCACAACUUCCCAUUGACUUUCAGUCUAAUGUUUAUCAUGUUCACAGGCUUCGUUAAAUAAUGCUAACAUUAGCUAAUUGGCACUAAACACAAAAAGGAGAACAUUAUAUUUGCAGGUAUUUGUUCAGAAAGUAAAUUAUUUGGACACAUUAUCGUGGUGACCUUAUAAACACUUAUCAAAGUUUUUAGAGUCAAAACAUUUAAUCAAAGAAUUGAUUAGUUGAAAUAAAUAAAACGUAAACAUUUGGUGGUUAUUGGUGAUCAUAUGUUUUUGAUAAUCUACAGCCGUAGCUGGAGGCGUUAUAUUUUCAGGUUGUCCGUCUGUCCCAUUCUUGUGAACAUGACAUCCCGAGUGCGCCGUCAGGGAAUUGCUUCAAAUUUGGCACAAACGUCCACUUGGACUCAACAAUGAACUGAUUAGAUUUCGGGGGUCAUAGGUCAAAGGUUGUUGCAGUUGUGACUUCAUCUGUUGCAUUCUGGUCAUUGCGAUAUCCCAGUUAUACCUUGAGGGAAUUUCUUCAGAUUUGGCACAAACGUCCACUUGGACUCAGCGAUGAACUAAUCAGAUUUUGGGGGUUGUAGGUCAAAGGUCGAGGCAGUUGUGCCCUCAUUUGUUGCAUUUUUGUCACUGCGAUAUCCCAAUAAUGCCCUGAGGGAAUUUCUUCAGAUUUGGCACAAACGUCCUCUUGGACUCAGCGGUCCAAGUCAUAGGUCUUGGUCAGAGGUCACUGUGACCUUGCAUCCGUUUGAUUCUUGUGAACGCAAUAACUCUAGAACACGUAGAGGAAAAUUUCGGAAAUUUGGCUCAAACAUUCUCUUGGACUCAAGGAUAAACUGAUGAGAAUUUUGUCAUCGACAGUCAAAGGUUACAAUAAGUCGUAGCCCUUAAAUUAAGUACAGUUUAGCUUGUGAGGAAUCUGAAUAUCUGAACUAAAUUUAAAGGCACUCCAUCAGUUGUUGAGAUACUUGAACCACAACCGUCAACCUCACAGUGACACGAGGAUCACUAAAGUCAGCAGGAUUCAUCAUCUGGGGAACAUGAAUGUCAAAAUGUCAGAUCUGUCCAACAGUUGUCAAUGUGUUUCAUAUUCCUGCUGGUGUUUCAGAAAUAGAGAUAUCUGAUAGAGUAAAUGUGUCUUCACGAACCAGAAGAGGUUGAGAAACUCUGUUACUAGACAAACUAUCGAUUCAGAAUAUCAUCUAAAAACGAUCAAUAUGGAGUCACAAAGGCGUGACGUUUAAAUCCAGCCUGCACUAGUUAAUACAGUUGGACACACACAGACAGCACAGAGGUUUGUUUUCAUGUUUAUAAUCCAGAGGAACAAAAGGGAAGUGUUGGUGGUGAAAAGAUGUGUUCUCUGACACUGCUGCUUACGUUAGCUUAGCAUCUUCGCUGUGGUAAAAGGCUGGUUAGCUGUUAGCCACCGUGUAGCAGUGACUAUAAACGUGAAAACCACCGGAGAGGUGAGUGUGUAAACUGUAACACGACUGAUCGUUUCAGACAUCAUCGACAUCUGGUUUUUAUUCUCCAUUAAAGAAACAGCUGUUACGUAUAAACAGCUUGUCAUCAAAAAGGGACUUUUCAUUUUUAAAUUGGCACUAAAUUUUGGCCAUUUUCAAACACCGAAUUAGCAACAGCGUUUUAAAUUUUUAUUUUUCUCGUAUGUUGUGGGCUCACUAAUGGUAAAUUGAAUUUCAGUUUGAUUAAAUUAUUUCUUUGUAAUAUCAGCAGUCACAAAAACGUAGAAUUAGGAAAAGGUAGGAAAGUCCACUCGUGGUCAUCGUGGCGUGGAUCAUCCCUUAUGGUCAUUGUUUUCAGUCU
Epinephelus fuscoguttatus (brown-marbled grouper) is the source of this 10399-nucleotide messenger RNA. RefSeq names its product PATJ crumbs cell polarity complex component (gene patj). Gene Ontology annotation, molecular function: protein binding. Lineage: Eukaryota; Metazoa; Chordata; Actinopteri; Perciformes; Serranidae. Bases 517 to 6393 code for a protein of 1958 amino acids. The transcript is spliced from 48 exons. The record is from RefSeq and is a predicted model, not a curated record.